AAAAAAAGAGUAAAGCGAUGGAUAGGUACAUAAGAUGAGGUGAUAAUUGAAGAAAGAUUGGUAUAGAAGAGAAGAGGGUAAGGAGGUUAUGUAUUUAUAGAGUUUGUAUUAGUUGUUAUAUGGUGUGAUGAAUGAAAUUGAGGUGUUUACAGUGAAAGCAGUUAGUGAAACAGCGUGGUCUGGCGAGUGGCGAGUGGCGAGUGGCGAGAAACAAGAGCAAUUGGUUACAUGGAGAGUUGAAAGGUCCUAACCUAUAUAUGGAACAGAAUCGACCCUUUUCUCCAACACCUCACGCUCUUCUGCAUUUCUAAUUAAUCAUUGCAUUUCUGAGAGCAAAGCACAAUGGCAACGCUUAACGCCUCAUGCCCAGCACCCAUGAAGGCCACCUCCAACGGCGCCUUUCAACACGAGAACCCUCUCGACUAUGCACUUCCUCUUUUAAUUCUUCAGAUCUGCUUGGUCGUUACUUUUACCAGAUUCAUUGCAUUCCUUUGCACACCCCUUAGACAACCCAGAGUCAUUGCUGAGAUCAUCGGAGGAAUACUGCUUGGACCAUCUGCAAUCGGACGAAGCGAGAAGUUCCUAAACACAGUUUUCCCAAAGAAAAGCAUAACAGUUCUUGACACGAUAGCCAACAUUGGGCUAUUGUUCUUCUUGUUUCUAGUGGGUCUUGAGCUUGACAUGCGUGCCAUUCGUCGUACUGGUCAUAAGGCCUUAGGCAUUGCCCUUUCUGGGAUCACAGUGCCUUUUGUUCUUGGCAUUGGCACUUCUUUUGCUCUUAGAGCCACCGUGUCCAAAGGUGCUGAGCCAGUUCCCUUUCUUGUCUUCAUGGGUGUUGCUCUCUCAAUCACUGCCUUCCCUGUCCUUGCUAGGAUCCUGGCUGAGCUCAAACUCCUCACCACUGAUGUUGGUCGCUUAGCCAUGUCAGCUGCUGCUGUCAAUGAUGUUGCAGCUUGGAUUCUUCUUGCUCUUGCCAUAGCCCUUACUGGCUCCAACGCAUCCCCCUAUGUUCCAAUUUGGGUCUUGCUCUCGGGUGCUGCUUUUAUUCUCUUUGCUGUCUUUGCCAUCAGGCCCUUGCUAGUAGCUAUGGCUAACCGUUCCCCGGAGGGUGAGCCAGUGAAGGAGUUGUACAUAUGCAUCACAUUGACAAUAGUUUUGGCUUGUAGUUUUGCCACAGAUACUAUUGGAAUUCAUGCCCUCUUCGGGGCUUUUGUGGUGGGCACAAUUAUGCCCAAAGAGGGUUCCUUUUCCAGGGUCUUGAUUGAAAAGAUAGAAGACCUGGUUUCUGGCCUUUUCCUGCCACUUUACUUUGUGUCUAGCGGUUUGAAGACCAAUGUGACAACUAUUAAGGGAGGGCUUUCUUGGGCAAUGUUGGUGCUUGUUAUAUUCAAUGCUUGCUUUGGGAAGAUUAUUGGCACAAUCGUUGUGUCAUUGAUAUGCAAGAUACCUUCUAGAGAAGCACUGGCACUUGGAUUUCUCAUGAACACAAAGGGUUUGGUAGAGCUCAUUGUUCUCAACAUUGGGAAGGAUCGUAAGGUGUUGAAUGACCAAGCAUUUGCCAUUUGUGUUCUCAUGGCAUUGUUUACCACCUUCAUCACCACCCCAAUAGUGAUGGCUGUAUAUAAACCUGCUAGGAGAGGAGCACCUUACAAGCACAAAACAAUUCAGCGCAAAGCUCCUGACUCUGAGCUCAGAAUGCUAGCAUGCUUCCACACCAGCCGCAACAUUCCUACGUUGAUCAAUCUGAUAGAGUCUUCCCGAGGAAUUCGAAAGAGAGGAAAGCUUUGCAUAUAUGCCAUGCACUUGAUGGAACUUUCAGAGCGAUCUUCAGCAAUCACAAUGGUUCACAAGGCACGCAAGAAUGGCAUGCCCUUUUGGAACAAGAAAGAGGAUGACAAAGAUCAAAUGGUCAUUGCUUUUCAGACUUAUGAAAAACUGAGCAGUGUGAAUGUGCGUUCUAUGACAGCAAUCUCUGCUCUCAGUAGCAUCCAUGAGGAUAUAUGUACUAGUGCUCAUCAAAAGCGUGCAGCCAUGAUUAUUCUUCCAUUCCACAAACACCAACGUAUGGAUGGAUCAAUGGAGUCACUAGGACAUCAAUUCCAAGUGAUAAAUCAACUUGUGCUGAGCCAUGCUCCUUGCUCAGUGGGAAUUUUGGUUGAUCGGGGUUUUGGAGGGACAAGCCAAGUGCAAGCUAGUGACGUGUCUUAUAAGAUAGUUGUACCCUUCUUUGGAGGACGUGAUGAUCGUGAAGCACUUUGUUAUGGUAUGAGAAUGGCUGAGCACCCGGGGAUUUUGCUCAAUGUGGUGAAGUUUGUGCCUCCACCUGGGAAAUCAUUGGCCUUUGGUGCUAAAUUGGUUGGGGUGUCAUCAAACGAGGACAAGAAAGCAAUAGAUGUGGUUGGUGACAGUGUUGACGAUAAACAACAAGAUGAUCAAUUGUGGAGUGAGUUUUUAAAUGCAUGCAGCAACAACCAAGAGUCAAUGAAGCAUGUGCAAAAGCUAGUGGAAAGCAAAGGUGAUAUUGAGGCAGCACUACAGGAAAUGAAUAAGAGCAAUCUAAUAUUGGUUGGUAGAAUGCCCGCAAUACCACCUUUGGUUAGCAGAAGUGAUUGUCCAGAGCUUGGACCUGUUGGAAGCUACAUGGCUUCUUCAGGUUUCUCCAGUGUUACAUCAAUUAUGGUAAUUCAACAAUAUAAUCCCUCAACUGACAUUCAUCCGCUAGUGAUGGAGGAAUCUGAUUACCCAGAUAUGUCAAAUUAAAGCUUAAGAUGUGAAUUGGUUAUAACACAAACAAGAUGAAUCGGUGCAUAUAAUUUACCACUACUUUUGCCCAAAAAAAAUAUAGGCACAAAGUUCACACAAGCGUAUACCCUUUUAGAUGCAUGAUGCUUUUUACAAAAGUAAGAGUAGCAGAAUAAUUUAGGAGUCCUUGGUAGGGAUUUUUUUCUUUCUUUCAUGGGAAUCAUGAUUUUCGAAAGUUACAGACUUUUGGAAAUCAUGGUUUUGAAUGAUUACUUAGGGUUUAAAGAAAAUAAAGCGAGGUAAGAGAAAAGAAAGUGGAAGGAUGAUUUUUUGGGAUUAAUCUUAUGAAAUAUUUGUAAUUGUAUGACCAACUGUCAAUUGAAAUAAAUAGCUAAUUUAUCUCUUACAAAU
This is a messenger RNA of Cajanus cajan (pigeon pea), 3153 nucleotides long. The record is from RefSeq and is a predicted model, not a curated record. NCBI's taxonomy places the organism in Eukaryota, Viridiplantae, Streptophyta, Magnoliopsida, Fabales, Fabaceae.